This is a messenger RNA of Lagopus leucura (white-tailed ptarmigan), 1176 nucleotides long. It is a transcript of the gene PCGF2, whose product is annotated as polycomb group ring finger 2. The transcript has 9 exons. Gene Ontology annotation, molecular function: promoter-specific chromatin binding. Gene Ontology annotation, cellular component: PRC1 complex. Gene Ontology annotation, biological process: negative regulation of transcription by RNA polymerase II. Bases 126 to 1091 code for a protein of 321 amino acids. The record is from RefSeq and is a predicted model, not a curated record. NCBI's taxonomy places the organism in Eukaryota, Metazoa, Chordata, Aves, Galliformes, Phasianidae.
GGCAGUGCGUGGGGGGUGCGGGCGCUGCCCACCGUGCGGCCCCGGGGAGGUAGAAGGGUCCCGGUUUGGCACCGAUCGUGUCGUCCCUCCCCCUUCCCCCCCAACCAGGGCGGAGCUGUUGCAACAUGCACAGGACCACCCGGAUAAAGAUCACCGAGCUGAACCCGCACCUGAUGUGCGCGCUGUGCGGGGGGUAUUUCAUCGACGCCGCCACCAUCGUGGAGUGCCUGCACUCGUUCUGCAAAACCUGCAUCGUGCGUUACCUGGAGGCCAAUAAGUACUGCCCCAUGUGCGACGCCCAGGUGCACAAAACCAGACCCCUCCUCAGCAUCAGGUCAGACAGAACGCUGCAGGACGUGGUGUACAAAUUGGUCCCGGGACUGUUCACAGAUGAGAUGAAGCGUCGCCGCGACUUUUACGCCGCGUACCCCGUGGCCGAGGUGUCCAACGGCUCCAACGAGGACCGCGGGGAGGUUCCGCAGCGCGACGGGACGCAGCCGACGGAGGACGGCAUCGUCAGUCUGUCCAUUGAGUUCUACGAAGGAGCCAGAGAAGAGAAAAAAGGGACCAUCGAGAAUGGGGAUCUGGAGAAGGAGAAGAGGAACGCGGUGCGGUUCCUGCGCUGCCCCGCGGCCAUGACCGUGAUGCACCUGGCCAAGUUCCUGCGCAAUAAGAUGGACGUGCCCAGCAAGUACCAGGUGGAGGUCCUCUAUGGAGAUGAGCCCCUGAGGGAGUAUUACACACUGAUGGACGUCGCCUACAUCUACCCUUGGAGGAGGAACGGCCCUCUGCCUCUCAAAUACCGCGUCCAGCCGACCUGCAAGCGCCUGAAGCUGCCUCAGCCGCCCACCUCCGAGUGCACCAACACCAGCGGCGCCUCCGAAUGCGAAUCGCUCAGCGACAAAGCGCACAGCCCCGCCACGCUGCCCCGCACUCCGCCCUCCCUUCCCAGCCCCGGCACUCCGCCCCACGGCUCUCCCAGCCCCACAGCCGCCGCCGCUCCCCACGGCGCUUCGAACUGCCCCCCUUUGCCCUCCUCCCGCUGCCGCAAAGCCGCGGCUCACGGCCCCGCGGGGUCCGCGCUGACCUAACGGGGGGAGGGGGGGGACGGCCGCGUUGGUUUUGUAUAGCUCUAUAUAUUAUAUAUAUGUGCAUCUAUAAAGAGAGACGUGUACA